This is a messenger RNA of Diaporthe batatas, 2108 nucleotides long. RefSeq lists its product as uncharacterized. The record is from RefSeq and is a predicted model, not a curated record. The transcript has 4 exons. Bases 248 to 1300 code for a protein of 350 amino acids. Gene Ontology annotation, molecular function: oxidoreductase activity, acting on the CH-CH group of donors, NAD or NADP as acceptor. Lineage: Eukaryota; Fungi; Ascomycota; Sordariomycetes; Diaporthales; Diaporthaceae.
CAGGUACCGGGUCCCGGGGGGGACGAUCCGCCGAGUACCUCGGCUCCCCGACUCUUGGCCGCGGUCCACCAAGGAUCGCCCCUGGAGCACCUGCUGGCCGUUCUGAGGCCACCGUCGAGGUUACACACCAUCAACCAUCUCCAGCUCAGUUCUCUUUACUUGACUGUGUCGAGAACCAAGUUGAAGAACGGCGUCAGUCACAAGAAACCACACAGAAAAAAGAAAAAGAGAACCCAGUCCGCCCGUCAUGAGCCGCACAAACACCUCAGUAGUCCUGGCCGAGCGGCCCAAGGGCGACAUCAUCCCAGGGCAGACCUUCCACCAGAAGACCGGGCCAGCCCCGACGGCCGCGGACCUCAAGGACGGCGAGGUCCUGGUCGAGACGCUGUACCUCUCCCUGGACCCGGCGAUGCGCGGCUGGCUCGACGACGUGCGCAGCUACGUGCCCCCCGUGCAGAUAGGCGAGGUGAUGCGCGGGUCGACGAUCGCGCGGGUCCUCGCGUCGCGGUCGCCGCGCGCAAAGGAGGGCGACCUCGUCACGGCCAUGACGGGCUGGCGCGAGGUCGCCGUCGCCGGGCCCAGGGAGUUCGAGACCGCCUCCGACAUCCCGCUGCCCCGCAACGGCAAGGUCACCGACCUCCAGGGCGUGCUGGGCCUGACCGGGCUGACGGCCUACUUCGGCAUGACCGCAAUCGGCAGGGCGAGGCCCGGGGAGACGGUCGUCGUCUCCGGCGCUGCUGGCGCCACCGGCAGCGUUGCGGCGCAGAUGGCCAAGAUCGCCGGGGCGCGGGUCGUCGGGCUCGCGGGGUCUGACGACAAGUGUGCGUGGCUGGAGAAGGAGCUCGGGUUCGACGUGUGUCUGAAUUAUAAGGAUCCCGAAUUCAGGAAGAAGUUCAAGGAGGCCACGCCAAAGUACAUCGAUGUCUACUUUGACAAUGUUGGUGGAGACAUCCUCGACAUGGCCCUGAGCAGGGCGAACAAGAAUGCGCGCUUCGUCAUGUGCGGUGCUAUUUCACAGUAUAACUCGAAAGACCCCAAGGGCCCACGACAAAUAUCCAAGGUCAUCACACAGAGGAUACGCAUGGAGGGUUUCAUUGUGUUCGACUUUAUCAAGGAGUACCCGGCAGCUCGGAAACAGCUCGCACAGUGGCUUGCUGAGGGCAAGCUGAAGAGGCAAGAGACUGUUGUCAAGGGAGGCCUCAAGGUGGCCGAGCAAGCGCUGGUGGAUCUGUUCAAGGGAGGAAACAUAGGAAAACUGCUUGUCGAGGUCAAGUCACCGGAGGAGAAGAGCAAAUUGUAAGAUUGCCCAUGGGUCGGACGAGAAGUCGUGGGGCGUUAUACCGCGUUCCACGGAAAGUACGUGCACCAAAAAGUUUCUCAUCUGGAACGGUCACAUGUACUCGGCGAAUAGUGACACACCUGUUUAAAAUCCUCUGUUUAUUGCGAUCUAAGAGCUGCCAUGCAUGCCUUGCCCCAGAGGCCUACACUGGAUCGCCUGCCAAAACUUUUUUAAGAGUUGCAGCACUGAUGAAGUUCGGUGCUGGACAACGUACCGGAUCUGUAUUAAUGUGGGCUGGGUAUACUGAAAGUGGACAUUAGGAGGGCUGGGUAAGCCGAAAGAGCAAGCGAAGAAGGCCAGCUCGGACGCCUCUAUCGGACGGCUUAGUUGCUCAGGCGUGGAUAGCCUGCUGCACAUGUGGGUAGACCUGGACCAUCUGGUGGUAAAGGUCGCCGUGGUCGCGGAUCAUCACCUCCGGGUCCCAGGCCGACGCCACAAAUAUCGUGUCAAUGCCGCUGGACAGCGGGGUGGUGAAGAUGUUGCAGAUCUGCAGACCGAUGAGGAAUGCAAAGGCAACGAUGACCACUGUGUAUUGACCGUUUGAGUUGUAGGCCGGGUCCGUGAACUCCAGGUACAGGAAGGCCAGCAGGGCGGUGGCAAAACCAAUGAACGUGGCGCCAAAAGAGAAGACAGGCCCAAUGAGGCAUUCGUUAACAAGUGCAUCAAUGCCACGGUCCUUGAUCAUCCUGUGUACAAAUGUCAGCAAACAAACAACACUCGGACGCAUGGGAUGAUGGCCAGACGUACUUCCAGGUGUCCUUGGCCGACU